Funneliformis caledonium is the source of this 351-nucleotide messenger RNA. Lineage: Eukaryota; Fungi; Glomeromycota; Glomeromycetes; Glomerales; Glomeraceae. The record is from the annotation of a GenBank genome assembly.
AUGUCAUAUAGAACUGAGUUAACUUCUCAAGAUAAGAAAAAAAUACUUGCAUAUAUAGAAAAUUUUAACCCUGCACAAAUAGCAAGAAAAAUAGGUUGUGAUCCCACCACAAUAAGAAGAAUUAUUGACAGAUACAAAAAGACAGAGAAAACUGAAAAUUUACCUAGAUCAGAGCAUCCACCUACUCUUGAUGAUAAUGAGAAAAAUCCUUACAACUCUAAAAGAGCAUUAUAUAAUUUUGGAAUUUAUUCUCAUAUUGCUGCAAAAAAACUUUUUAUAUCAGAAAAGCAUUCAUUAGCUCAUGAAUCAAGUGUUGAUAUUAGCAAGCAGUCACAACAAUUAAGAGUUUGA